AUUAAUUUACUGAAUAAAUUUGCCAUUAAGGUGAAGACGAAACGGCGGCAAUAAUAAUCGAUAACUUUUAAAUAGAAUGGAUGAUGACAAUCAAUCUUCAUUGUUAACUCGAAAUUUUUUCCUAGUCAAUAUUCAUGGACAAAUCGAAAGCAGUUCGUUCAUUGGUCAUGAUUAUGAAAAUGUUUAUUGUAAAUGUUUAUUUCGUUAUGGACCUGAUUGGGCGUUGGUCAACAAUGCUAAUUUAACAACAUCCGAUAAACGUAACAAUAAUAAUAAUAAUAAUAACGACAAGGAUACGGUAUUCAUAUCACAAAUGGCUAACCGAAGACCUGAUCAACCUGGGGAGCUGCCAUUAUUUGUCUGGAAUCUACCAAUUGAAGCUACUUUUAAAAGUACGAAUGUAUUUGGAUGGCCACAAAUGAUUGUUAGCGUUUAUGGUAUGGAUAAUCUUGGCAAUGAUGUCAUUCGUGGUUAUGGAUGGACACAUUUACCUAUCCGACCAGGCGAACAUCGGCAACAAAUACGUCUGUUUACACCUCAAUCUACAACACUAUUGGCAAGGAUAGCGAAUUGGUUUGUUGAAUCACGUCGACCAGAGUUUAUUGACACACGAUUGGCAGCUGGGCAUGAAGGUAGACAAUUGGUGACAAUCGAAAAUCAGGGAGGUGAAGUGACCAUAUUAUUAAACGUCCUUUUCAAGGACUUCAAAAAGUAUGGAUUCAUUUCGAGAUAAUGAUCGUCA
Dermatophagoides pteronyssinus (European house dust mite) is the source of this 742-nucleotide messenger RNA. It is a transcript of the gene B9d1, whose product is annotated as B9 domain-containing protein 1. Lineage: Eukaryota; Metazoa; Arthropoda; Arachnida; Sarcoptiformes; Pyroglyphidae. Gene Ontology annotation, cellular component: MKS complex. The record is from RefSeq and is a predicted model, not a curated record. Gene Ontology annotation, biological process: cilium assembly.